AUGCAGAAUGAAGUUUUCAUAAUAUCCGACUUCAACGGCAAAAGAAUGUACGAGGAGAUCCUCAAGGUAACCAAUAGUUUUGAUGCCAGCCAUUGCAUCGGAAAAGGAGGAUCCGGAAGUGUCUACAAGGCAAAGCUGCUAUCAGGAAGCAUAGUUGCAGUGAACAAACUCCACCCAAUACUUAGUGAAAAAGGUAGCUUGGCUGCAAUCUUGAGCAAAGAAUACGAAGCUGAAAAACUGGAGUGGAGCACAAGGGUGAGGAUUGUGAAAGGUGUAGCACAUGCCCUGCCUUAUAUGCAGCACGAUUGCUCUCCACCUAUUGUUCAUCGAGACGUAUCAAGCAACAACAUACUGCUGGAUUACGAAUAUGAGCCUGUUGUUUCAGACUUUGGCACCGCCAAGCUUCUAAAUCCAGACUCAUCGAAUUGGACUGCUCCAAAAGGCACAUAUGAAUACAUAGCACCAGAGUUAGCUUACACAAUGAAGGUAACCGAGAAAUGUGAUGUUUAUAGCUUUGGGGUGUUGGCACUGGAAGUGAUCAUGGGAAAGCAGCUGGCUGAGUUCCUCUCCUCCAUUUCGACCCCUACCGGCAAUGGAGAAAUGCUGCUGAAUGAUACGGCUAAAAUAGCCUCACAAUUUAACCCUGUAAAAGAUUAUCAAUUGUAG
This is a messenger RNA of Fragaria vesca subsp. vesca, 666 nucleotides long. RefSeq names its product probable LRR receptor-like serine/threonine-protein kinase At4g08850-like. The record is from RefSeq and is a predicted model, not a curated record. The transcript has 3 exons. Bases 1 to 666 code for a protein of 221 amino acids. NCBI's taxonomy places the organism in Eukaryota, Viridiplantae, Streptophyta, Magnoliopsida, Rosales, Rosaceae. Gene Ontology annotation, molecular function: ATP binding; protein kinase activity. Gene Ontology annotation, biological process: protein phosphorylation.